CGCUCGGCCGCCGGCAGUCACGUGAGGCGCGCGCCAUGGCGGCCCCGGCGGACGGCGCCGACCUGGAGGCCUCGCUGCUGAGCUUCGAGAAGCUGGACCGCGCCUCCCCGGACCUGUGGCCCGAGCAGCUGCCCGGGGUUGCCGAGUUCGCCGCCUCCUUCAAAAGCCCCAUUACAAGUUCUCCUCCCAAGUGGAUGGCUGAAUUAGAAAAUGAUGAUAUUGAUAUGUUGAAGGAGUUGGGGAGCCUCACUACAGCUAACCUGAUGGAAAAAGUUCGUGGCCUGCAGAACCUGGCUUACCAGCUGGGACUGGAUGAAUCUAGAGAAAUGACUCGAGGGAAAUUCCUGAACAUCCUAGAGAAACCCAGAAAGUAGCUGCAUCUAGCAUUUGGACAAAAAUACCCCAACUAGGUCAUUUUAUGUACUGUGGAUCCAGAUGAAGCUCAGGAAGUCCAAGAAGAACAAAGCUCUCACUCUAGACCUGCAGAACAAACACCUCUUUUUGCUUCCACAGCUCAUCUCUUUAUGGGGGAAAUGAACGAUAUGCACAGGUCACAAGGACUGCAGUUGGUUGUGCUGGAAUUCAGACUUCAUCUGACCAUAGGAUGUCCAACAGGAGGACUGGGCCCUGACAUGCUGUGACACAGUUCCCUGUUUCAAUCAGCAGUUCAAAGUGAACAGCUAGUGUCCUUAUUCAGCUGUUCCCAGGGGCAGCCUGUUUGAGGAACACAGCAGAUGUGACACUGGCCAGGGUCCAUCAUGAGGCCUUGACCCUUCUGUGUCUUUUGUCUUAGAUGCAUUGAUCUCCCGUGUGCGCUGUCUGUGCUGAAGGAUUUGAGCAUAGUUUGGGGUUGACCAGGAGCGCUGGCUCAGCAGGACCAUGUGCCUUUAGUGUAGAAGCCAAGUGCAGUCUCUGCAGUAGAUUCCAGUUGCUCACUCCCUUCUGAGGAGCACGUCUGGUACUCCGAGGAGGAGCUCCAGACCUUCGUGUGACAGGAGCUUCGUUUUCCUGCCAGUGGUUCUCUAAGAGAAAUUGGAACUAACAGAGCACAGGGAGUAAGAAGUGUUACUGUGUCUCAAGGAAGAUACCCUCACAGAAGUUAUGGCCAGUACACGAAGAAACAGCUUUGUCAGUCCUCUGCAAUUCUUUGCUUCUCACAGGGCUAGAAACUGGAAAGAGUUAUAAAGUUGAAAGAUGGUGUUGUUUUCAGUUAUCACUCCCAAGAAGUGGCAACAGGACUGUUAGCCAGAUUGUGAAGAUGGUCUGCCUAUACAGGAUCUCGGCAUUUCUGAAAAUAAUGUUUUGUGGUAUUUUUAAUUUCUUAUAAACCAGCACCUCAAAAUUUUCUUCUCCUACAAAACCAGAAUUUUUAAGAUAGAAACUUCUGUGAGCUGUUCCCUUUCAGAAUGCUGUGAUUACAGUUUAAUGCCUUUUUCUUCUGUUCAUGCAAUUCUACCUAUUUACCCCUUAGAAGAGACACAGAGCAUGUUCAAACUUUUUGUUUUAUUUAAGAGAAUUUUUUUAUUUCAUUCCAUCCUCUUUCCUUUUCCUAGAAAACAACAUUUUAAGCAUUAGUAAAUAUGUUCUUUUUUAGGAUACAACAUAGCGUUGAAACAUAACACAUAACAACAUAUAACGUAACAUAUAACAUCAUGUUACUUUUACCAUGCAGGCCUUUCAAAACGUGUUAUUUCUCAGGCUGUAGUCACAUAUGAGAGGAGAAAUUGUUUGGAAAUAGUACAUGGAACAGGCUGUCCUUACAGCACUGCAUUUUUCUGGCUUUGCAGAGAGAGGAGACUCUUUUUGGGUGCAUGUGCAAUAAAGAGGGGGAGAUUUUUUUGAUCAAAUAGACUUCUGAGUUUUACUGAAUUGAUGGUGAUGCUUUGCUUUGUGGUCUGUGGUUUUGGUUAUUGCCAGUCAGAACCAGGCUUGUUUGGGACAGCUCUGGUUAACUGAGUUUAAGUAGUUAAAUCCUACAUCCUAGAAAGAUUCUGCACACAUUUAGAAAUAUCAGGAGCCUGAUUUAAGACUUAACAGAGUUAUUUCUGUAUUUCUGUCCGUCACAGUUUAUGCAGGGCAGAGCUUAACUGGAACUCCAUCCCUUGAGAACAUGAGAAUUAAGACAGAUGAAUGAAAAGAGAAGCUGAAAGUGGUAGUUCAGGAGCAGAAGAAAACCCAAUGGUGCAAACUGAUGUUGAUGUAGCUUUAAGCAUUGAAUUAUAGAUUUGGAAUGCAAAUUUAAGUUUUUAUACUGUAUAUGUAAUAUAUGUACACAUAUAUGACAUAAUGGGAUACUUCAUCUGUAUCACCAGUAUUAGUUUCUGCAUUUUAUAGAGGUUUCUUGGUCCAACACAUUAAGGAAUUGAGAUCUGAAAAGAGGAUAUAAGAAAAUAUAUGAAAACCUGUCCUGGAACUAUAUAUGUAUUUUCUGAUAUGUGCAGUAAGAAUUUUCAAACUCUAGGUAGUUUAUAGUAACAUACGUAUGUUAAAAAAAAAAAAAAAUCUCCUUUUAUUAUACACAGUAAUCAUCUUCUAUAGGGCAGCCAUUAACAUAUGCUUUAGAACUGUGAUUUUUUUUUUUAUUUUGUACUUAUUAUCUGUAGAGAUGAGUCAAUGAUGUUCUUUUUUUUAUUGACGAUAUUUAUAUGUAUUGAUGUGCGUUAGCCAGAGAAUUUCUUUCUGUUUGUUAUUGCAUUUUGGUUUAAUAAUAUGCAAAUGCAAACCUCAGAGGUUUGUCUGGGUUUCCAAAAUAGCCCUCUGAGAUGCAAAAGCUUUUGCUUGGCCACUUAGACAAUACUAUUCCUCAGGCUCUUCUUCACUUAUCUGCAUAACACCACCUCAGGGUUUGGCCUGUGGAUGUUCCAUUCCCAUCAGUAAAUAAAUAUUUGUCAAUAUCCAAAUGCUACUAAGGGUUUUCAUACCCUUUGAACCCUAUUUUUUCCUUCAGUGCUAUCCUUCCUGACAUCCACGUGGUUAUCUAUCUAUACAAGAAAAUCUGAGUGACUUUUUGUUACUGAUGGGAAUGAAAAGCGUAAGAAAAUCAAGAUUUGGUAAUACUAAUCAAGCUGAGUAUAUAAAGUCUUUUAUGAAGUGUUUUCAUGUAUUGGAAUAUUAAAUGUGAGUUUCUUGGAGGUAAAGUCAGUAUUUAUUUGGUUUCUUUUAAAUGCCAGUAUUACACACAUUCAGUUAUAAAGGCUAUUCAUUUCAGUCUUGGGCUAUCAAAUGCUUUGCUAUCUAAUCCAACUGAGAAGAAAUUCUUGUUUGUUAUGUUAAUCAUUAUCAAAAUAAAAGUCUGUGUGCACUGGCAAUUGAAUAAUGUGAUACUCCAUUUAACUCAGUCUUUUGCCAUUACAAAAUCAACAAAUUUGUAACAGUCCUGUAACUCACAGUUCUCAACUUUGAUUCAUAUUUCCCUCAAAAAGACACCUAGAAAUGACGGAUUAGUGAAAAUUGACUAAUCUGUCUUGGAGGUAAGAUUUGAACCUUAUUCUGGUUUUUCUGAUUUUUAUAUUAUGUAAAAACGUAAGGUGCUAUUACAAGUCAAAAAAUGACCUUGCUAUCACAAGCCAGUCUUAUCUGUAAUCUCUUUGCUUAUAAACAGUUGUAGAAGAAUAGGGAAGGAUAUAAACAAAAAGCUUACACAGUGAUUUUGCAUUAGAGUAACUUACAUAGCAUCCAGCAAUGUUUUAAUUGAAUAUGGUCCACAGUAGACCCUACCCUCCAUACAUUUUUCUUAGUCCUAAUUUUUCUAUACUUCUGACCUGAAAAAUGCCCCAGGAUAGUGAGUUCCAUAAUUCAGUUAUACAAAGAAAGGUUAAAAAUUAAAACAAAAAGAGGUGGAGGGGAAGUUCCUUUAAAUCUGCUUACCUAAUAAUUCUGUUUUGAACCUUUCAUUUCUUUUAUUGUCAGGAACGGUUGUUUGGAUUUUUUCUUCUUUGUUUUCUGUGCACUACUCAUGGUUUUUCAGGUUCUGGUAUGGUUUUUGUUCUGUGGUUAUGUUCACCUUCCUUGUGUUCACAAUAUUCAAUGGUCUGUCUUCUAUUGCAGCCUGAGCUGGCAUAAUUAAAAUUGCAGAGUACUCCUAGUGCAA
This is a messenger RNA of Hirundo rustica (Barn swallow), 4090 nucleotides long. It is a transcript of the gene LIN52, whose product is annotated as lin-52 DREAM MuvB core complex component. The transcript is spliced from 6 exons. Gene Ontology annotation, cellular component: DRM complex. The coding region runs from base 36 to 374 and encodes 112 amino acids. The record is from RefSeq and is a predicted model, not a curated record. NCBI's taxonomy places the organism in Eukaryota, Metazoa, Chordata, Aves, Passeriformes, Hirundinidae. Gene Ontology annotation, biological process: regulation of DNA-templated transcription.